This is a messenger RNA of Danio aesculapii, 2307 nucleotides long. Its product is annotated as fibronectin type III and SPRY domain-containing protein 2. NCBI's taxonomy places the organism in Eukaryota, Metazoa, Chordata, Actinopteri, Cypriniformes, Danionidae. The coding region runs from base 59 to 1777 and encodes 572 amino acids. The record is from RefSeq and is a predicted model, not a curated record. Gene Ontology annotation, molecular function: protein binding. The transcript is spliced from 13 exons.
UCAGGCUAUAUUUACUGUGCUUGAGCAGAUCAGCAGAAACACUCCGAGCAGCAGCAGGAUGGAGGGGUCAGAGGUCAGAGGUCGUCUGGACGUGAUUGAGGAGGAGGAGGCCGCUGAUGAAGACUCCAGCACACCUGAGGGGUUCACACACCUGAAGGAUGAUCUGUGCAGCUGCAGGGGUAAACUGAGCCAGAAGAUCGUGGAGAUGGAGAACUUCGCCAGCAACCUGGAGGAGAUCUUCGUCACUGUGGAGGAGAACUUUGUGCGUCAGGAGCAGCAGCUGGAGCAGCACUACGCAGAUGUUCUGCAGAGUGUGUGUGUGCGUGCGGAGGCGCGGGCGGCGUCAGUGUGUGAGCAGAAGAAGUGUAAGCUGGAGCGUCUGUACGGCGAGCUGCUGCGCUGCGGAAACACACUGCAGACCGCCAAGCUGCUGAUCCAGAGCGCGCAGACACUGCACCGCCGGCAGGACACACACGCCUUCCUGCAGGCCGUCAUGCCCGUCAUCAACAGAAUGGAGCAGUUCACCAGCGAGGAGGAGGAGGAGCUUCAGGUGGGCGUGUCUCUGGAGUUCCAGGUGCCGAGCACAGAGCUGUCCGAGGUCCGACAGAUGAUGGACUCCAUAAACGCUCUGCCAGCUCCCUCAGCUCCGGUUAUGAACCCGCAGAUCUCCAACUCUGCCACACACACAUCUCUGCACGUGUGCUGGAGUUUGUUCUCUGACGACACUGUGGAGUUUUACCUGCUGCACUGGAGGCUGAUCUCAGACGACUGCACCCUACAGACCCCGCAGGAGGUGUGUGAGAUGAAGGUGAAGGAGACGCACUGUCGAGUGUGUGAUCUGCUGCCGAAUGCGCAGUAUGAGCUGUGGGUGACGGCGACCAACACCAGCGGAAUCAGCCCGGCCAGCGAGAGAGCCGUCUACAUGACCGUUCCCUCUCCACCUGUGAUCCGGCCUCGGGAGUGUGUGAGCAGUCUGGACGCGGCGCUGAUCCGCUGGGACUCUGGAAACACAAACCCUGUGGAGUCAUACACACUGGAGCUGACGGAGGACUGCGCAGACGGAGACGGCGGCGCGAGAGAGUGUAUCGUGGCGAUCCCGUGCUGUGAGUGUGUGGUGCAGCUGCAGCCGCAGCGGAGCUUCAUCAUCCACAUCAGAGCCGUGAACACCGGCGGGCCGAGCCAGAGGAGCGAGCCCAUACACAUCAGCAGCACAGGUACCUUUUUCCACCUGCUGGAGGACACUGCCCACCCGAGCCUCUCUCUGUCAGCCGACGGCCUCAGCAUGUUCUACCUGGAUGAAGAUCUUCCUCUCAGUCACAUGACCUUCAGCGACAACACCUUCGCCAGGUGUGUGGCGGUUCUGGGGGCCCUGGUGCCCAUCAGGGGUCAGUAUUACUGGGAGGUGGAGGUGGAGUCCAGCACGGAGUACCGCAUCGGUGUGGCGUACGAGGACACACACCGCAACUCUUACCUGGGCGGGAACAACACGUCCUGGUGCAUGAGGCACACACUCACACCCUCCAGGCACAGGUAUGAGUUCCUGCACAGCGGCUGGUCUCCGGAUGUGUGUGUGACGGUGCCGGCGCUGCGGGUGGGCGUGCUGCUGGACUGCGCUGCGGGGACGCUCAGCUUCUGGAACGCAGCGCUGCAGCAGCUCCUGCACACCUUCAGCUGCAGCUUCCUGCACCGCCUGCAGCCCUGCUUCGCCCUCGACACGCCGGGAGCCAUGAGGCUGCACACCGGCCUGCCCACACCUGCGUACACACACACACGCUAGCAUAGACGCACUCAACACACACACACGCUAGCAUAGACGCACAAAACACACACACACGCUAGCAUAGACGCACUCAACACACACACACGCUAGCAUAGUCGCACAAAACACACACACACGCUAGCAUAGACGCACUCAACACACACACACACGCUAGCAUAGACGCACUCAACACACACACACGCUAGCAUAGACGCACAAAACACACACACACGCUAGCAUAGACGCACUCAACACACACACACGCUAGCAUAGUCGCACAAAACACACACACACGCUAGCAUAGACGCACAAAACACACACACACACACACGCUAGCAUAGACGCACAAAACACACACACGCUAGCAUAGACGCACUCAACACACACACACUGUGAAGAAACACACGUGGCAUCUGUGUGCUUAUCUUUAUUAUUCCAUAGGAACAGGUACACAGGUGUGUGUGUGUGUGUGUGUGUGUGUGUUAUAUACACGUGUGUGUGUCUGUGUUUCAUUUCAGACUGAGGAAUAAACAGCAGAUGAACACUGA